Molecule: messenger RNA, 597 nt
Organism: Morchella importuna
Lineage: Eukaryota; Fungi; Ascomycota; Pezizomycetes; Pezizales; Morchellaceae
Exons: 1
Coding region: 1-597 (198 amino acids)
Source: RefSeq, a predicted model, not a curated record
AUGGGCAGGGAACAGCAAGAUGCGUUCGACGAGCUCAAGAGAAGAUUUACGUCUGCUCCAAUACUCCGACACUAUGACGAACACCCUGAAGCAAUCGUGGAGACCGAUGCGAGUGACUGGGCUGAGGCCGCAGUACUCUCUCAGGUGUUCGAGGACGGUAUUCUACAUCCGGUAGCUUACCACUCUCGCAAGUUCAACGAGGCAGAGGUUAACUAUGAGAUCUAUGACAAGGAGAUGCUCGCAAUAGUUUCUGCUCUUUUGACUUGGAGACAUUGGCUGCAAGGGACGGACAUCCCUAUCCAGAUACAUUCGGAUCACCAAAACCUGCAGUAUUUCACAACGACCAAGAAGUUGUCCAGAAGACAAGCCAGAUGGGCCGAGAAGAUAGCACCUUUUCGCUUCAAGAUCCAUUACCGACCAGGCGAAAAGAACGGCAAGCCAGAUGCACUCACAAGGCAUCCGGAGUUCGCGAUGGAAGGGAGAGUAAUGCGUGAGCAGCCCGUAAAACAGCUACUCAGCGCAGAACAGUUUGUCAGAAAAUCACGGAUCAGCGUAAAAACUGGGCCUGAAGUGAUUGGCUACCCCGAAGAGGAAUGA